UCGUGAACCUGUGAUCGUGCAGUGUCGUUCAUCGUGCAACUUGCAACACAAUCGUCGUGAAGGACUGAAGAGUCAGCAUUUCGGGAAUCACGUCUUAUCGCAUCAAUGCUCGAGGCAUUCGCCGUAUUAGCCGCCUUAUCAAUACCAUGUCAGGCUCGAAACCAACAAGACUAUUACAUACAACAGAUAGAUUCAAGCCCCGGACUUUAUUUCGACUAUCUUGGUUACCUGAAAAUCAACAGCGGACAACUAAACGUCAUAAUGCCGUUUGACUUAUCCCAUUUCAACUCACAUAUUGAAAACAUAAACUCAGCCCUGACCAUAGCUCAAGAUUUAUGUAAAAAGACUGGAUUGGCUCAAGUCGAAAUAAGCUGUCAUAAUAUGAUAAGUCCUUUGGUUGCGCGAUAUUCAGAUAUGUAUAAGGAAUUUUCGUCCAUUUCACAUUUAUUAGAGAAAAGAUCAAAACGAGCUUUGAUAGGUGGAGCAGGAACAAUAAUAAAACAAAUAUUCGGAAAUUUAGAUGAAACCGACGGUCUCCGGUUUAAUGAUGCCAUUACUUCUCUACAUGAAAAUCAAAUUAAAUUGGCUUCACUGAUGAAAAACAAUAUUUUAUUAACUACAUCAACAAUCUCAUCAUAUAAUGAUACAGUAAACAAAAUAAGGGUCAAUGAAAUCAAUUUAAAUAAGGCUAUCGACAAACUCUCAAUAAAACUAGCAAACGUCACUAACGAAACAAAUCAAAUGUUGUUACAUUUUAAUAUGUAUCAAAUUCUUAAUAAUUUAGAAACCUCAAUCUUAACUUUGUCAUUCCAACUGGAAGAUUUAACAAAUGCAGUUCUAUUUGGCAACCAAAAUAUUCUGCAUCCAUCAGUAAUUACCCCGCAACAAUUAUUUAAAGAGCUCGUCGAUAACCAUCAGUAUUUGCCUAGCGAUCUGAAAUUACCUGUAAAAUUAGAUAUAAGUUCCAUUAAUGUUAUUGUAAAUGUAUCUAGGCUAAUUUAUCACUAUACUAACAAUAAGAUAUUUUUUAUAUUACAGAUACCUUUAGUCUCUAUCCCUGAAUAUGUUUUAUUUCACAGUGUUGCUCUACCAACGCCACAUAAUCUAGAUAAGCCCAAUACUUUUAGUCUCAUAUUACCCAGCUCUAAAUACAUAGCAAUGACAAAAGACAAAACACAUUAUUGUACCUUAAAUGAUCUAGAUAUUUGUAAGAAUAUUAUCAAAGUAAUCACUGCAGCUGAAAGUCCUCUGCAGCAUACCGUCACUACAUAA
This is a messenger RNA of Leptidea sinapis, 1272 nucleotides long. RefSeq lists its product as uncharacterized. Bases 106 to 1272 code for a protein of 388 amino acids. The record is from RefSeq and is a predicted model, not a curated record. The transcript has 3 exons. Lineage: Eukaryota; Metazoa; Arthropoda; Insecta; Lepidoptera; Pieridae.